Penicillium soppii is the source of this 1149-nucleotide messenger RNA. RefSeq names its product zinc-binding alcohol dehydrogenase family protein. The record is from RefSeq and is a predicted model, not a curated record. Gene Ontology annotation, molecular function: oxidoreductase activity, acting on NAD(P)H. The transcript is spliced from 3 exons. NCBI's taxonomy places the organism in Eukaryota, Fungi, Ascomycota, Eurotiomycetes, Eurotiales, Aspergillaceae. Bases 1 to 1149 code for a protein of 382 amino acids.
AUGCCCCCGACCAAUGAAGCAGCAUGGCUAGUCGCGCCUGGCCAUAGACCUCUCGAGGUGAAACCCGCGCCCUACACGCCCCCGGGUCCAAAGCAGAUUGUUCUAAAGAAUGCUGCAGUUGCGAUCAACCCAAUGGACUGGGCGAAGCAGUUCGUCGGCGAUAAGAAGUGGGAAUGGAUAAAACACCCUUGGAUUCUGGGCGAGGAUGUCGCCGGCGAGGUUUUCGAGAUCGGCGAUGAAGUAACUAGGUUCAAGAUUGGCGAUCGAGUCAUUGCCCACGCAGUCGGGUUCUAUGCAUACGGAAACCGCGCAGAGGAAGCUGCAUUCCAGCUAUACACCAUAGUGCGAGAACACAUGGCAUCACCUAUCCCUGACUUCUUGUCGUUUAGAGAAGCCUGCGUCAUUCCCAUGGCUUGUUCGGCGGCUUCAUGUGCAUUAUACCAAAGGCACCUUCUUGCUCUGGAAUACCCGAAAUUCCCAGCAGCCCGUCCAAAUGGACUGUUUCUUCUUAUCACGGGUGGGGCAACGUCGGUUGGCAACAAUGCUAUUCAACUUGCGCGGGCCAGCGGGUAUGGAGUGGUGACCACGUGCUCACCGCGCAACUUCCCUCGUGUCCGCGAAUUGGGAGCCUUGUAUACUGUUGACUAUAACAGCCCGACACUGGAAGAGGAGAUUGUAGCAUUACUUAAGGAGAAGGCGGUUGCCGGUGCUUUUGCCAUUGGACCGGGGUCUGUCGUGCUAUGCAUCCACGUGCUGGAUCAGCUUGGGGAAGGCUGUCGGAAGGUGGUUGCCAAGGCGAGCUUUCCUUGGCCCAAAGAGGAUCCUCAAAAUGAUGCGGAGUAUUGGCGAUAUAUGAAGUGGGUUGAUGGCUGGAAUAAAACAAUUCGUAAAAUGGGCGACAAAGUUGGGGUCGAGACAAAGUUUGUCGAAGGCGCUGAACUUGGGCGCAAUGAAAUAGGUAAGGCGAUAUAUGAAAACUUUCUCUCAGGUGCACUGGCUGGGGGUGGCUACUUCGCUGCACCUAUUGCUCAAGUUGGGGUCAGUGCAACGAAAAUUGUUGUUACACUAAAACAGAAAGAGACACAGGAAUACAAUCUUGUGGCUCUGAGGGACGAAAUGCGCUAUAUAAUUCCAUAUCUCAAGCAGUGA